Molecule: messenger RNA, 402 nt
Organism: Puccinia graminis f. sp. tritici CRL 75-36-700-3
Lineage: Eukaryota; Fungi; Basidiomycota; Pucciniomycetes; Pucciniales; Pucciniaceae
Exons: 2
Coding region: 1-402 (133 amino acids)
Source: RefSeq, a predicted model, not a curated record
AUGGAUGCAGCCGGACCGACAGCACUAACCAGAAGCAGAUCAGCGUUUUUGAAAAUCGGCAAGGAUGAUCCCAGUGACGGGGGGAAGGGAGGAUGUCCUGAUGAGAUGAGCCGACCGGGGCCCAUGGCCGACUGCGAUCAUCGCCCGAGAUCUCCUCCACCGGCCCACCUGGCCCCGGAUCCACGGUCCACGAGGGAGCGAUCUGUUUAUAAAUUUGGGCGUCAAGGAUCCCGUUCGGUUGGCCGGAAAGAGGCCCCCGAAAAUCGAGCCUGGCUGGACAAUCAUCAGCUUGCGGAAAGUCAGCUUAAAGCUCGUUUAAACAAGUCUUCAUGUUUCGCCCAUCGACCUGAUGUCAGCCUGCCGGAUGGCGUCCGGGAGAAAACAAUGAUAUCUUCUUCAUGA